ACAGCAGCUCCACACAUACAGGAACAUGCCAGUGCUGUGUGUGACAGGGAGUGUUCUUUCAGCACAGCACGACAACAAGAGGAGAAAACUAAUCCAGGGAUUCACAUGUAAAUCUUUCAUUUCUAAGAGGAGCAAACUGUUCUUUCUCUUUAACAGGGCGGGGGAAUCAUGGCUGCAGAACAAGAGGCUGAACAAACUGUUUCUCAAGAGCUGAACAACCCCUCUGAGCUGAGGAUCGUGCUGCUUGGGGGAAGCACCUACGGUAAGGCUGGGAAGAGUUCAUCAGGAAACACCAUCCUGGGAAGAGAGGCAUUUAGAUAUGGAAUCAGCUUCUCUGAAAGAACGAGGGAGUGUGAGAAGAGAACAGGAGAUAUGGCUGGGAGACGGGUCACUGUUGUCGACACUCCAGACUUGUUAUACACACACCGGGUCGAGAUUGAGAGAUGUGUUUCUCUGUCUGCCCCAGGACCCCACGCUUUCCUCCUAGUGAUCCCGGUGUGUCCAAAAGAAAUUAUUGAUGCUCACAGUAAGCUUAUAGUAGAACAAUAUUGCAAAGCCUUUAAUAAAGUCCAACAGCUGUUCGGUGAGAGAGCUGUGAGGAACACAAUGAUCCUUUUCACCUUCGGGGAUGAUCUGAGAGGCAGGACGAUUGAGCAGCACAUCAAGGAAGCUGGUGAAGAGUUCCAUCAGCGUGUUGAGAAAUGUGGGACCAGGUAUCAUAUUCUCAACAAUAAGAAGAGGAGCGAUCACACUCAGGUCACACAGCUUCUGGACAAGAUAGACAGCAUGGUGAAGGGAAAUGGAGGCUGCUACCUCCCAAAUGAGAUUUACCAGCAGGUAGAAGAAAGGAUUAGACUAAAGGAACAGGAGCUGAAUGAGAAACACAAAGAGGAACUUAGCAGGAAAGAGGAGAUGAAACACAAAUAUGAGGAGGAACAGUGUAGGAGAGAAGAGGAGUUGAAACAGAAAUAUGAGGAGGAACAGAGGAGGAGAGAAGAGGACCUGAAACAGAAAUAUGAGGAGGAACAGAGUAGGAGAGAAGAGGAGAUGAAACAGAAAUAUGAGGAGGAGCAGUGUAUGAGAGAUGAGGAACAAUAUAACAUUGAGGGCCCUUGA
Molecule: messenger RNA, 1116 nt
Organism: Acipenser ruthenus (sterlet)
Lineage: Eukaryota; Metazoa; Chordata; Actinopteri; Acipenseriformes; Acipenseridae
Product: GTPase IMAP family member 4-like
Exons: 2
Coding region: 169-1116 (315 amino acids)
Molecular function (GO): GTP binding
Source: RefSeq, a predicted model, not a curated record